AUGAUCAAUGGUAGAGAUAGUCCCGAGCAGCAGGAUGCCGGGCUUCUUUCGCAUGAUCAUUACAAAGCUCGUCUCGGCAAUGGUUUCAGGUUUCGGUUGAGAGAAUUCCUCCUGCCCUUUGUUAGACAGGAGACAGAACAUCUCGCUCGAUUGCAGAGCGUUAUGCGAACGCCCAUUCUUGAUGUCUACUUCUCCUACACCGCCCUCCUCGGCACCCACACAUUCUUCAUGAUGUUCCUACCAAUCAUCUUCUGGUGCGGCUACACGAACUUUGCACGAGCGAUGGUACACGUCCUGGCUGCUGGUGUGUUCUUCAGCGGAAUGCUCAAGGAUUACCUCUGCUUGCCUCGGCCGCUUUCACCGCCGCUGGAGAGGUUGAACAUGUCUCAUUCGACAGCAUUAGAGUAUGGCUUCCCGAGCACACAUUCCACCAAUGCUGUUAGUGUGGCUCUGUACGCAUUGAGUACUCUGGCAUCGUGUGGUGAGGAUGAUUUGUCCCCAAAGGUGGCUUUAGGUUUGAAGCUUGUGGCUGUUAUCUAUGGAGUGAGCGUCGUUUUUGGGCGUUUGUAUUGCGGGAUGCACGGCUUCUUCGACGUCAUGGUAGGCACUGGGCUAGGUGCUCUGAUCUGGUGGCUCCGUUGGGCUUUCCGUGUUCAACUCGACACCUUUGUGUAUGAGGGUGGAUGGCAAGUACCAUUCAUACUCAUCCCCAUUAUUCUGAUCAUGGUCAGAAUACAUCCGGAACCUGCCGAUUCGUGUCCAUGUUUCGACGACGGUGUAGCGUUCGCCGCCGUAGUCCUUGGUGUCGACAUUGGUGUCUGGGUCUUUGCGAAAUCAAACUUUGCCUGGAGUUCGCCUUCUCCGGCUACCGUACCGUAUCUCUUCAGUGACCUAGGCCUCUCAAAGAGCGCCUUGCGGAUCAUACUGGGCGUUGUCUUGAUUUUCCUCUGGCGAGCCAUUGCAAAACCAACCCUGCACGCUGUUCUUCCGCCAGUUUUCCGUCGUCUCGAAACCCUAGGCCUGGAUCUUCCUCGCGCCCACUUCAUUUCUGCGUCGACGUACAAGCAUGUCCCUGCCAAUAUCCCAGGGGACACCUUGCCCGGCGUUAACGAAAUCAAGGAAUCCAUCCGAUCUAUUGGACGAAGAAGAGGAGCGAGUGUGGGCCCUCAGAGUCAAGCUGACUUUUAUGAAGCAAUUGACUACCGCGAGCGACAAAGACGAAAAAGCAGUGUCGACGGCAAAGUCGGCGAGAGUAUUCAGGCGGAUCUGGACAAAUAUAUCAAGGAAAAUGAGGAGUUGCUGAAGAGUAUUGAAAAGCCCAGGGUGAGGUACGACGUCGAGGUUGUGACGAAGUUGAUCGUCUAUGCCGGCAUUGGCUACAUAGCGAUUCCAGUAACCCCUUUCGUCUUCGCGUUCGUGGGUUUGAAUCCGGCUUGA
Messenger RNA from Saitoella complicata NRRL Y-17804, 1437 nucleotides. RefSeq names its product PAP2-domain-containing protein. The record is from RefSeq and is a predicted model, not a curated record. Gene Ontology annotation, molecular function: sphingosine-1-phosphate phosphatase activity. The transcript has 4 exons. Bases 1 to 1437 code for a protein of 478 amino acids. Lineage: Eukaryota; Fungi; Ascomycota; Saitoellomycetes; Saitoellales; Saitoellaceae. Gene Ontology annotation, cellular component: endoplasmic reticulum membrane.